Molecule: messenger RNA, 2410 nt
Organism: Helianthus annuus (common sunflower)
Lineage: Eukaryota; Viridiplantae; Streptophyta; Magnoliopsida; Asterales; Asteraceae
Product: E3 ubiquitin-protein ligase WAVH1
Exons: 2
Coding region: 177-2135 (652 amino acids)
Source: RefSeq, a predicted model, not a curated record
UCAAACCUCAACAGUAUCAACAUUACUCAUUCCAUCAAACCUCAACAGUAUCAACAUUCAUACUAAAACUAGCCCUGCCACGUGUCAGCCCUACAAAUAUUCCUCAUUAAUGCAAUCUUUUCUGUUUCACUAUAAUAAUAUCACCACAGGACAACAAUCUCACAAAUUACACAAAAAUGGUGUCAGGAUGGAGAAGAGUCUUCUGCACAUCCAUCCGUACAGAUUCCGACCAAACCGCCAUUGAAGACGUUGAACAUGCUCAUCAUUUCACCAAUAACAGAUUAGGUUUUUUCUCUUCCUCGUCUUCAAAACCGUCUACUCCUCGCCUCCGCUGCCGCACCACCGCAACUCCGUCGCCGGAGAUUAAUAAGUACUUGAAUACUCCGCCGCCGUGUUCUCCUUCAUCGUUCUCGUUACUCAAAUCGAGUCUUCGUUUUCGCACGCGGAGAUGUGGAAUAUGUUUACAGAGCGUGAAGAAAGGUUCCGGAACGGCGUCGUUUACGGCGGAGUGUUCUCACGCUUUCCACUUUCCGUGUGUCUCGGAUUAUGUAACGACGCAAGGGAGCUUAGCAUGUCCGGUUUGCAGCAGUUUGUGGAAGGAGAUGCCUCUGUUAACGGUUGAAGAUCGGAAUCACAAAGUAUAUAAUGAGGAACAAAAUAGCAGAGAGAAGUUAUCCACGAGAAUUAUAGAUGAUGUUGAUUUAAAACAGCACCAAAAUCAUCAACACAAACGUCCAGAUUUGAAAGUGUAUAACGAUGAUGAACCGUUAGCGGUUUUGACUCCGAAAAGUAGGUUUAAUCCGAUUCCAGAAUCUGAUGAAGAUUUUCAAUCUGAAAGUUUCGUUAACUGUUAUAGAAGAGAUGUUGAAGUACGGAUGUCACCAGAAACAGUGGCUAUCACUGCUUCCGGUAGACACUUAACGUACGGAAUCAUUCUCAACGUAAAAGCUCCGGCACCGGAGAAACUACCUCGGCGAGCUCCGAUCGAUCUGGUUGUGGUGGCUGACGUCAGCGGAAAACUCAGGAAUGAAAAUAUACAAAUAAUGAAAAAAGCAAUGAGAACAAUUAUUUCAUCACUUUCUUCAUCAGAUCGGCUAUCAGUCGUGGCGUUUUCAUCGCAUUCGAAGCGGUUAUCGCCGUUGAGAAGGAUGAACACCACUGGACGGCGAACCGUCCGGUGCAUAGUGGAGGCGAUGACGGUUCUAGCUGGUUGUUCUAACGCAAACGAUGCCGUUAAGAAAGCCGUUAAAGUUUUGCAAGAUCGCCGUGAGAAAAAUCCGGUUGCUGCUGUUAUCUUAUUUUCCGUUGACGGUUGUUCUCACUCAGAGUUUAAUAUUCCUGUUCAUUUGUGCAAUCUCGCCGUUGCUGAAGAACACGUGAUCGGGAAACUCAUCGGAAAAGUGCUUAAUGUGGCGGUUCAGGAUCUCCGGCUAGAGCUAGAGUUGGUUUCCGGUGGAUCUCCGGCGGUUAUCACGGCGGUUUAUUGCCGUACGCCGCAACCGAUCGUUCUUGGAUCCAGGAGCGUCGAAAUCGGAGAGUUGUCGGCGAAUGAGGAGAGAGAAUUGUUGGUGGAAAUAAAACUGCCAUUAUCUACGGCUCGGGCCCACCGAGUACUAUCCGUGCAGUGUUGCUACAGGGAAUUAUUUACUCAGGAGAUCAUAUACGGUCAACAACAAAGUUUGGUUGUACCUCGGCCCACCACCGUUAGAUCAUCUUUGGCAUCCCCCACCAUCCAACGGCUGAGGAAUAUCUUCAUCUCGACUCGCGCGUUAGCCGAGUCGCGCCGGCUAACUGAAGGGAACGAUCUAGCCGGCGCGUGCAACGUUCUUGUUUCGGCUCGGGCCUUGAUGAACCGGAGUUUGGAUGGUGGUGACGAGUUUGUAGUUGGCUUAGAAGCCGAGUUGAGUGAGUUGCAACGGCGACGCAAGGUUCAGGCUCAAGCUCAAGAGGUUGGGAAAAGAGGUAGGGUGGGAGUGAUGCGACCGGUGGUUUAUACAUAUACGGACGACAAAGGUGAGGCGUUGACGCCAACAUCGGCUUGGAAAGUGGCUGAUAAGCUGGCUAAAGCAGCGAUGUUGAGAAAGUUGGUGAAUAGAGUCAGCGACUUGCAUGGUUUUGAAGACGCCAGAUUUUGAAGCAAGGGUCCUACUAUUUACGUCCCAGUUUUAGUGACCGCAACAAGUUAUUUGACAUUAGUUAAUUUAUAUAUUUGUUUUUCUUUUUAGAUUUAAAUUUAUAAUGUUUUAUUAAAAAGAUAUAAGAGCAGUCACAAUAGGAUGUAUGUUGAUGUUUUUAAGAAUAGAGAAAUGUGAGGUAGACGAGAGAGGGUGUGAGGUGAAGGAGAGAAGGUGUGGUGGUGUAUGUAGGGAAAAACAUGUAUUUGAGAAGAAAGAAAUGUGUUGUGAGACCA